UUGGGUUCACCUCACCUCACCUGGGAUCACUGCCCUUUCGGUGUCCUCUAGAGUCACCUCAACUAAUCAACUAACUCCUUAUUAUUUUUCUUUCAUUUUCCUUCCAUUAAUGUUUUGUCCUCUGAUCUGACAACAAACAUCAUUCAAUUCGCAGAUUAAAGAAUGGGGGUUUUGCAGCUGAAUUUCCAUCGUCAAUUUGUUUUGCCACAAAACCUAUUUCUCUCGCAGCAUUGCAGAUUUAGAUUGAGUGGCGCCCAUGGGCUUGGAAAAUCCAUUAUUGAGUCACAAAGAAAGGCAAAGAGGAGAAGGGAUUUAACCAUAUCUGCAUCAUCAUCAUCAUCAUCAUCAUCUGUGUCUGUGUGGGAUGGAUGGUUGCCUGAAAAGGCGGCGGCUUCAAAGGCCCCUUCUCUCAGCGACAUCUUCUGGCCUUCUGCAGGGGCGUUCGCAGCAAUGGCAAUACUGGGAAAGAUAGACCAAAUGUUGGCUCCAAAAGGGGUUUCUAUCACCAUUGCCCCAUUGGGAGCUGUUUGUGCUGUUCUCUUUGCAACUCCCUCCUCUCCUGGCGCUAGGAAGUUCAAUAUGUUUCUGGCGCAAAUAGGUUGCGCUGCAUUUGGGGUAUUGGCUUUCACCAUUUUUGGGCCAGGAUGGCUGGCUAGGAGCUCUGCUCUUGCUGCUUCCAUUGCCUUUAUGAUUUACACUCGCGCUGUUCAUCCUCCCGCUGCGAGCUUGCCUAUAUUGUUCAUAGAUGCAGCUAAGCUACAUCAGCUUAACUAUUGGUAUGCUUUGUUUCCUGGUGCCACUGGAUGCAUUCUUCUUUGUGUUAUUCAAGAGAUGGUGUGUUACUUGAAAGAGAACUUCAAGUUCUGAGGUCAAUAAACAAGCUAAGUUAUGAGGAUUCUCACUACCAAACCAAUCAUUGCAUGCCAAAUUUUUUUGGUAAAUAGUAGAAUGGUUUCUUCAUUGGUGAAUAUAGUAAUAAUAUCUUGGAGGAUAUUAUGUGCCCUUAAUUAGAUUAUUUAGGUUAUAAAUAAUUUAUUUAGUUUUUUUUUUGUUCCUACAUGUUCAACAAAAAUAAUGAAACAUGUAUAAUUGUAUAUUAUGUAUGCUGGUGUUUAGAUCAAUGGUCCAAUACAACCAUUCAAAUAUAUAUAGAGAUUGUUAA
Ipomoea triloba (trilobed morning glory) is the source of this 1162-nucleotide messenger RNA. RefSeq lists its product as uncharacterized. The transcript is spliced from 5 exons. The record is from RefSeq and is a predicted model, not a curated record. Bases 163 to 867 code for a protein of 234 amino acids. NCBI's taxonomy places the organism in Eukaryota, Viridiplantae, Streptophyta, Magnoliopsida, Solanales, Convolvulaceae.